Messenger RNA from Penicillium subrubescens, 2676 nucleotides. Its product is annotated as PA and RING finger domain protein. The transcript has 2 exons. The coding region runs from base 1 to 2676 and encodes 891 amino acids. Lineage: Eukaryota; Fungi; Ascomycota; Eurotiomycetes; Eurotiales; Aspergillaceae. The record is from RefSeq and is a predicted model, not a curated record.
AUGCGACCUCCGCGUCUCCUUCUGAUUCUCUUCUGCCUAAUCUUCCUCCCGAUAUUCCUGACCCUCUUUUCCGCACUGUCUUCGCCUACUGUAGCGACCCCUAAUACGCUCGCCGGUCGGACGUCCGGGCUGCAUGCCCUAUUUUCUUUCAACAUCCCGUCGUCACUCUUCCCUCCGUCCGCCAUUAUCAGCCUCACCGAUGACAACUCGACCUUCUUCCUGGCCCGCCCUGCGGCAUUUGGCCCGCUUCUACCCGGCAAAGGCCUAAGCGGCCAACUCUGGGUUGGAAGUGGCUUUGGGGAAGGUGGUUUGACCACUGGGGCAGAAGGGGAGUUGGGCUGCUCUGAUAUCCCCGGCUGGGACGAAGGCAACGGUGCCAAGAACCCAGACUCGGCAGCCAGGGGCAGCGAGCCGAAACCUGGGAAAUCUGGAAGUGGUACAAUGAACGAUACGCCAGUCUCACAGAACCGUGCCCGGCUACCAGCACAGGCCGAGGCCGCCAGACAAAAUGAUCGAGGCGACGUCCCGGCUCCUCCCUCGUUGAACGACGGAACCGACGAUCAUUUACAUCAUCCGCUGACUGACUCCGGUGUUUCGGAUGCUGGGGCAGCUCAGAAGUACGGAGACUACGUCCAAGUCAAGCAGUCUACGCACGCCGAUAUUCAGUCAUUACAAGAGACUGCCGAGAUUCAGGGCAAUGUUGUGUUGCUCAGUCGCGGUGGCUGUGGCUUCCUUGAGAAGGUCAAGUGGGCCCAACGCCGCGGAGCGAUUGCAGUGAUUGUUGGCGAUGACACUCGAGGCGGUAAUUUGGUUACCAUGUAUGCUCGGGGCGAUACUUCGAAUGUUACCAUCCCAGCCCUGUUCACUUCCUAUACAACUGCGCACCUUCUGUCGUCCUUGAUUCCCGCGCAUUCUGGUGGUACUACUGGCCUGGGUGAAGCUUUGAAAUCAUUAAAUGCCAAGAUCGCCGGUCAGGCCAACGCGGAUGCACAGAAACCGGCAGCAGUCACGACUACCAAGGCUACGAGCGCUCCUUCGCCGACUUCUACUUCUGUUUCCAAGGACCAGUCUGCUGUUCUUUCGCAUUCGAGUGGUGGAUUCUUCCGUACACUCGGUUCAAUUCUUGGCCUCUGCAGCAAGCAUGGAGGCUCAGGACCCCAGGAGGAUAGCCGCCGACCACCAAGCAGCGGCAACAUUGAUUGGCUCACGCCGGGUUCGUGGGCCAAGUCUGAAUCUCUAUCAGGCUCCUCCAAAAGUCCGAUGGAUUCGAACCGUCGCAGCCGUGGCAAAGAUGAUGAUAAUUCCAGUUACAAGAAACUCGAGCUUUCACCUGAGGAUGACAUUGGUGGGGAUGAUUUCGUCAUCGGGGUUCAGGACUGGAGAGACCCUGACUUGAUGUUACCAAAGAGCAGCACACCUCCCACGCCCAGUACCUCAGUGAGUGGUAAAGAUAGCACAAAGACAUCUGCGCCGGACGCAGACCCAGCCUCGCCGUCCAACCUGCUUCGUGGUGGUAGCAUAACCCCGGGGAGUGGUGAAUACCAGAGCAUUGAUAAGUCCACUGGAAAUGUUCGGGAUGCGGGCAUGAAGGAUACCGAGAAGGACCCCCAUGCUGCAGACACAGGAUCCAGUUCCUCUGGGAAGGGCUGGUUCUCAAGCCACUUUGGAUGGGGCGAUGAGCCAAAGCAACCUGCUCAGCCUUCUUUAGCCGCUACUCAGAGCGCUGCAACAACGGAUGAGAAGAGCCAACACGCAGUUUCUUCGUCAAAUCCCCCAACUAUUAUGUUCUCAGAGCAUGAAGGUCUUUGGGUUACCUUGACCCCCACCAGCAUGUCGACAAGCCCAUUCUUCGACACCCUUUUGGUUCUGGUCAUUAGUCCGUUGUUGACACUAACCGUGGUCUACGCGUUGCUGUUACUUCGAUCUCGGAUUCGACGUCGCCGCUGGCGCGCACCCAAGUCGGUCGUUGAGCGUCUUCCUGUCCGAACCUACCACACAAUUACUCGCACGUCAUCCUCAUCCAGCUCCAGCUCUCCACGGCCCUCUAGCCCCGGAGCUGUCUCGCCAACAUCCCCACUUCUUGGUCAUGAAAGUCGCUCGACUCAUUCUCGACCGGUCCGAUCUCGCUCUCAAACAGUUGCUGGUGUUCUGACAGACUCGUCUUCGCUGCCCAAGGAAGAAAAGUCGUCAAGUGUGCAGUCGGGCUCAAUAUUAUGGAGACGUAAGUACACUGGGAGACAAGUGGAAUGUGUCGUUUGUCUCGAGGAAUACGUGGAUGGACAAAGCCGGGUAAUGAGCUUGCCGUGUGGUCAUGAAUUCCAUGCGGAGUGCAUUACACCAUGGCUUACCACCCGCCGACGAACCUGUCCGAUCUGCAAGGGCGACGUCGUUCGCUCCAUGUCUCAUUCUCAACCUGAUCUCCAUGACCAGAACGAUUCUUCCUCCAACCUUCAGUCCCAGGACGCAGAGCACCGAUCAGACCCAAGUGCUGCACCCGUUCUCAUUGCCGGAGUCGACGAAGAGGAUGCUUCCGACGACGAACAGAACGUAGGUCUUCUUUCUGGUCACUCGAGCUCCGCCCCACAGUCUAGCUGGCGAAACCUCGCCUCGCUCAGCUUCUCCGCCCUUAGUGGUGAUACUAUCUGGCACCAAGCCCGUGCGGACCGGAACCGCUAG